Messenger RNA from Blepharisma stoltei, 528 nucleotides. The record is from the annotation of a GenBank genome assembly. NCBI's taxonomy places the organism in Eukaryota, Ciliophora, Heterotrichea, Heterotrichida, Blepharismidae.
AUGAUCACUCAACUUAUUCAUUCAGGCGCCAAUUCGAUACCACGGAGCAAAAGUAUGCAUGAUGCCAAAUAUGCAUCAAUAUUAACGCCGAUUGGUAAAAUUGGUAUAUCAGUUCUCAACUCAAAGCUGGAAUCUAUUUCAUGGCUCUCAGAAUCAUCUCCACUGAUAGAGCCUGAUGACCAAAGUACUAAAUAUAUUGCAUCUGAGCUUUCAAAUUAUUUUAUGAAUCCUAAUUAUAGAUUCAACGUUGACAUGAUGCUCGUAGGCACCCCAUUCCAGAAACGAGUUUGGGAAGCUUUAAUUAAUAUUCCUCCAGGACAGGUAAUGACCUAUGGAGAGCUCGCAAAACAACUUUCUACAAGUCCAAGAGCAGUUGGAGGUGCUUGCAAGGCAAAUCCUAUUCCAAUUAUUGUCCCAUGCCAUCGAGUUGUAGCUAUGAACAGCCUUGGAGGCUUCUUUGGUGAGCAAAGCGGUCAUAUGAUGGAUAUAAAAACCUGGCUGCUGAGGCAUGAAGGAGCUAAACUUUAA